AUGAAGGUUGUUUCUCCCAUGAAGGUCAAUAAGCGGGGUGAGGAAGAGCUGGUCUCAAACCCCGUAUUUCGAGCUAUUCGGAACAAGCUGAGCGAGGAUAUGAUGCUACGAUUCUGUCCUGCACAUGAGCUCAGUGUUACAGCCGAUGACAAGAGAGAAUUCGAACUUCAUCGAGACAUACUUCAUGCUGCCUUUAUGCCCUUGAAACAGCUCCUACUCCAUGCUACCAAUCUAGCAUCCCGUUCGCUCCCAGACCACCUAUCAUCAGACCCAGAGAGAGCCUUCCAUGGUGGAGCACGAAACGCUUUUGCAUGGCUCAGCUCUAUAAUCACUGAUGAGCCGGACUGGUGUGCGACAAACGGUUGUCCUGCUUGCGUUGUCCUUCACAUCUUCCAUUCUGAGCCGUUGAUCCGCAUCGUAGCCGUUGCCUGUCGCGUUUCCAACUGGAUGGUUCUCGUCGGGCUCGUGAAGCCCUGCAUGCAACUGCCAAAUUUCAGCUUCUGGCUAGGCGCACUUGCGAGUGCCGUCGUGGAAGACAAGUUCUGGGGCUGUGAUUACUGGUCGGAAAUUUAUGAUCGGUCCGUCUAUAUGGAUUUGAGUGCGCGGGAGCUCGUCCAUCAGUGCUUUGAAAUACGCGAUGCGGGCUAUAAGAUCCCACAUAGGACCCUGAACUAUGGCCCCGGUGUCACCGCUGAUGGGCGGCCUCGAAUCCAUGUUGAAGACACACCUCACCCCCUUUUCAUGCCCACGAAAAUUAUUGAGCAUGAGAAAUGGGAGGAGCUCGUUCUGAUGGCGCGAAAGAAUCAGUCCCGCUCUCGACUACUACCGCGCAACGGGGGGCAGGGCUUUAUCCCGCGGAGACAUAGCAGGAAAAUGGCGGUUGCAGCAUAG
Molecule: messenger RNA, 891 nt
Organism: Microsporum canis CBS 113480
Lineage: Eukaryota; Fungi; Ascomycota; Eurotiomycetes; Onygenales; Arthrodermataceae
Exons: 2
Coding region: 1-891 (296 amino acids)
Source: RefSeq, a predicted model, not a curated record